CAGGAAGUGCAGCUCUGAAGGUCAACUCCUCGUUGACUAGGCCAGUAAGUUCUGCGCUUGUCAUCUUGUUUUGCAAAAUAAGCAUCGUCACUAAAUUCUUUUAUUUGGAAGGCUGUUUGUACAGAGUACAGUUAUGGCUUCGAUUGUAUGGAUGGAAGCAAAGUUGUUGUGAACUAAUAGCUAGUCUAGAAUGGAUCUGAUCAUGUUACUUACCUUACAAUCUACCUGUAGAUUAUUUCUAACGUUUACUGCUCUUUAGAAUGCGAAGUGGACCUAAGCGUAUCUCACUUAGCAUGCAUAAAAUCUUCUCAUUUUAAGUUAGAUUUUGGAGAUUAAGCAUAUAUUUCAAAGCGUCGUAUCUGUCUGAUGGAUAUUAGACCUAGCUAAAACACUGCCAGUUCGCCUACUGCCAAUUCAAGCUGGUAAAGGUGUCAGACAAUUCGACUUAAGCCAGAAAAAUCAACAUUAUUAGGGAAGAGAACCAGUGGAAGAACAAAAAGCUCAAGUUUUGUCCUAUCAGAAACUCAUAAGGGGUUGAAACGUGUAACUGUCAUUGCCUAGUCCCUGUAUGUGCAGCGUUUUUCAGUCCUUCUUGAUCAAUUCACUUUGGUGACGUAUCUGAGGCGAACGUGCAGGAAAUGCCUAGACAAAAACAAAAUGCAAAUGCAUGCGUGCCUUGCUUUUUGAAAUCUAAGAUGUUGUAAACAGCAGGAAAUUACAGUUUUUAAAAAUACCCCUUUGGAUAUUUGCGAUAUCGACUUUUGAUGACCAGCUUUGAAAAGUCAUCAGAAUGUUGUUCAAAGUCCUGUGAAGAUUGAUGUCUGCUCCUUCAAUAUCUCAUCAUUCCAACUGAACUAUCGGAGUUUGUAGCUCUUAACCCAUUUAAAUGACCACGUGAAUUUUCAAAGUAAAACAGAAGCUCCUAAGUAAAAACAAUACUUUAGUGACCCUCUGUGUAGUAAACUUAGAGUGCAAAUCUUGAAUAAUCAGAAAAAACACACUUUCAAAUAAACUUCAUUAGCGACAGGUUGAAGAGUGCUCAAAAACCAGGAGCCUACAAAAAGUGAACCCAAAAGUAAAAAUCCUUUGAAAUUUGCCGACAUUCGCAAAAAUGAUGUGUGUAAUAUGAGAAGCAUUAAAUUGCAUGAAAUUGAUGAUGUAGUCUCAGGAUCGUGUUUUGAGUUAAUGUUAUCAAUGAUAAAACACAAUUGUUAUUUGCGUAAUGUAGAGCAAGGUCCAGGUCAAGGGAUACUCCUAGUAAUUCUUGGUGGGGGUUCCCUUUGCAGCAGUUCUCCAAAUCCUGACCCUAUUUCAGACAAAAAAAUGCUAUUUUUUCACACCCAUUUUCAGUCCAGGCCUCCAAAAUCCAUACCUGUUUUCCAACCUCACCUGGAGAAUUUUUGUGAGGGUAUUGGAGGGGUUACAAACAUAACAUGCAUGUUUUUAUUAAAUCAUGCUAUCAUCACUUAGAUAAGACUGCCAACAACCAAAAAAAUUGUUAAAAUUCAGGUUGAAUGAUUAUUUUGGUUUUUACCUUACCGUCAAACUGGCAAAACCAUGAAUGCUUGAAAUAAUUAUUUCAGUAAAGUUUAUUGUAUUACGUCCAAUCACAGCAAAGAUCGGGACACGCAAACUAUCGGUAGCUACAAAACCACAAACUUAUUAACGUUCUUGCUUGUGGUUUAGUUUCUCAUGCCCGAUUGGCUUUUUUUUGGCAACAUAUUAACAUUCCAUAAAUAUUUCUGGUUUUUACAGUUUUCCCAGUUUGACUGUAAAAUGACAAAAUAAUACAAUACUUUAUUAUACAUUCUUGUGGCUCCCUUGAUUUCAAACCAAAAUGGGCAAAAUCUAUACCCUUUGGGACUUAUAUGGCACAUAUAUGGGAGUACCCCUCCCCCACCCCCCAGAGAAUGGUUUACAUUACAACUAUUUAAUAAGUUAUUCCAUAAAAAGAGGGUCUUCAGAGAUUACCAGUACAGUUGUAUUUACCUUACCUUUAAAAUUUAAACGUAGGUACAGUUAGUAGUUUUAUUGCUAUCCUAACCCUUGCACAUCUCACCUUUAUGAAGUUUUCUUGUUUUUAGGUAUUUGAAUUUCAUGGCAUGGUACAUGUAAUUUUGUGAUUGAUAUUAGACCAUGCUGAAGUUGACUGACUGCUAAGUCACUAUCAGUUUGCCUGGUGCCAAUUUGAUCAGCUUAAGUUGUUUUGCCUGCAGAUUCGACCUAAGAAACAGGGCAGAAAACCAGCAAAAAGAACUAAAUCUAAAUAAAUCAUCUAUAUAAAGUACUUACAAAAUACCUGAAAUGUUUUCAAACCCUCAGAUGCUGUCAGUUGUUCCAAGAGGGUGUCAUUUUGUUGCAUGAUAUUACAUUUGGAGGCCAGCAAACCAACAGUGAAAAGGCCAUUUCUGAGUUGCCUCAAGGCUCUGUUUCCAAGCGAGGCUAAGUGCAAGGCCAUUGAUAUGAAAAUGAUUUUUUAUUCUCAUGCAAAUAAAACUUAUUUUCACCACAAAGGUUUUGCAGUUAGCCUGGUGUUGAAAGUUAGAGUUUUUGGAGCUUGCAAAUGGCCUAAUAACAGGCAAAUUCAGCAUGGUUAUUACACUACAUUAUUUUCAUUGUAAGCAGAAAUGACAGUAUUACAUGUACAUGUAUAAACUCUGUACACUUUAUAGAUAAAAUAAUAUGAGCAGUAGAUCUGUUUGGGUGUUAGCAAUGGCUAGCCAAAGUUGAGCCAUCAUAAAGCCCAUAAUAGACAAACCUGUGCAAAUAUUUUAUCAUCCAUGUGAAAAUUUAAUCAAUCAGUAGAGAUCUGGAUCAAAAUAAAUUAGUUUACAGAGGUGUACAUGUGUCUCAAACACUACCUAUUGAUUGGUCAUACAUAACUUUGAAGUAUGGUUAGUGAAUUUUACAAAGUACGGUACAAAGUGCAGUAUAGUAGAUCAUCUCCAUUGAGGUACAUUAAGAAUUCAGACAGAAUCCAUCAGGAAAUUGCGCAAUUUUAAUUCUCAGUGGACGAAAACCUUGUACCACAAAAAUUUACAUAAUAUCCGGUCUUUUUUACGUUUUUCAAGGGCCAUAGAUGCAAUUAGUUAUCUGUAAUAACACCAAAGAAAAUUCCUUGUGAGAGCCCUAGAAAAUAAAUGUCAAAUUUCACAAAGUUAAUGACACGCCUUACUCAUGAAAUUUUCAGAGUUUUACCUGUGUUUCACAAUUCUUGUGAAAUUUGAUUAUGUUCUCAGGCACCCAUGAGAAGAAGUCUUUGGUGUUAAAAAUAUUACAGAUAACUUAUUAUAUCUAUAGCCCUUGAAAAAUGUGAAAGAGAGUGCAAUCUUGGUUAAAAUUUAAUCAUUUAACCAUUUAAUUAUUCUGGUAGAAGGUUUUUGCCCAGUGAAAAUUGAAAUUACUCAAUUUCCUGAUGGAUUUUGUCUUGAAUCUUCUUCAGUUUCUAGGAUUACUGGUCACAGCAACUAGAGGGCUUGCAAGUCAAGUAAAGGAAGCAGAAUUUGAGUUAUCAGUAAGUCAUGAAACAACUGAUAAUAAACCUCUACGAGAUAAAACCCCAGCAUAUUGAACAAAAUUCUUUGCCAAGUUGCGAUAUAUUGGCUUUCAUUCAUGGAGCAAGAUGCUGAGAUAAUGUUAUUUUUUGUUCUUGUAUGGGCACUUCGUUAUAUAUAGUAGAGUUCCACCACAUUUGACAUGGUGCUCAUGUGUAUUGUUUAACCUUCCACCAAUCCUGAAUGGAUGAGUGACAAGGGAUUUCAUCUUGGAGUUUGCAUAUCAUAUUCAGGCCUACAUCAUGAUCAGUGGCUUCUACUGGUAACUAAAUGCUUCAACUGUAUCUGCAUUGUCUCUUAAAAGUAUGAGACUAAUGUUCAUAGCUAAACGUUCAUGAGAGUCUCCUGUCAUGGUAAUGAAGGUAGCCUUAACAAAGCCAAGUGGUUUCCCCAUUUUUCUAGGUAAUGUUUUUCAAUGGUUUCUGAAUGUGAAAAUUUUAUUUGUACUAACUCUUUUUCACAAAGCUUGUGGGUGUCAUCUUUUUUGGUUUAUGUUUUUUUUCUAGAUGUGCGUGAAUAACAAUAAUAAUUAUUGUUAUUAUUGCGUAUAAUAGUAAUAAUAUUAUAAUAUUAUAAUAGUGCGUAUAAUGAUAAUGUAAUAUUGCUGUCUUUCAAGGAUUGCCCAAUACAUAGAUUGGACAGUGGUCCACCUAAGAAGGCUGUGUUGACCAGGGAAGAUGGCCUUACAUACUACAGACAAAUGCAGAUCAUUCGGAGAAUGGAAACGGCUGCAAGCAACCUGUACAAAUCCAAGGUUAUCAGAGGCUUCUGUCAUCUUUACUCAGGACAGGUAAGAUAUAUUAUUAUUCAUUCAAAAUAUUUCCCCUUUUUUAUGGGCUUCAAUCCCCCAGCUAAUUCUUCAUAACUAACUGGUGCUUACCUUAUUUGGAAGAUUCGAGCAAUAUACCAUUGAUUCAAUGGUCUAAAUUAGCCGAGUUGGCUAUAAUCAUCUCAUAUCCAACAAGCGGGAGUGGAAUAAUUGUUUUAUUAAAAAACCCCACAAAAUAUUGAGAAUUCUUACUGACUUUAUUAACAACAGAUUUUCAGCUUGUUUUAAAUUUUGAGCAGACACGUACAGGUACCUUAUUUGGAGAGCAUGGUAUAAUGGUUUUUAUUAAAAACUGAAUCAUUGGAUAAUGCAAUUCUAGAGCUCUGAUUGGCUUAGCCAUCAUGGUAUAUGAGGAACGUGUUGCUACUAAAGUGUUGCUACAAUUUUCUUUCAGGAAGCAUGUUGUAUUGGAAUGGAAGCUGCCAUUGACAAGGAUGAUAGUAUUAUUACCGCAUAUCGAUGUCAUGGCUGGACGUAUAUGAGAGGCGUGCCAGUUGCUGAGAUACUUUGUGAACUUGCCGGUAAGCACAACUUUUUUAAUAUUCCUUCCUUUUUUACAUAGUUGCACUUGAACAGACUUUUUCAGCCAAUUUGGAUUGCGCCAGGUAUUGCAUAUGAGGUGUUUGGUUGGAGCGUUAUCUGUAGCUGUUUGUGGGUCAAAUUUAUAAGAUUUGAGUUGGUGUGGUAACGUCCCGCUACAUAUUAUAUCCAAACCUGCUGAACAGACUAAAAAGAAUUUAAAAAAUUGCAUUCCCUCAAAUCUGAACCUUCCCAAACGAAAUGGUGCAAACCAUUUGAUUUUCCAAUUUGUGGGAUUUCCAGUUUUCCCAUAUAAACAUGGUAAGUACCCAAACUAUUAUUAUUAUUAUUUCUUGUUGAAGUUGGGGGGGGGGGGGGUGGGGGGUUAAAAAGUGCCUGGUAAGCAAGGUUGGGGAAGAGGAGGAGAAGCUGUAAAAGGGUUUGCUUUUUUAGGAAAUUCUCAAGGGGAGGAGAAAAAAAGGCGACAUUUGGACCAGGCGAUUUUAAUGAUAGAGAAAAGUUUUUCACCACCCCCACAAAAAAUAUAAAACAAACCCAAUGAAAAAAAAAAAAAAAAAUAAAAAAAUUUUCUUCCCAAAAAUCCACACCCACACAAAAAAAAUGGGAAAAACCUUUUUUUUUUUUAUUUUUUGGAUUUUCUUUUUUUCCCAAAAAAAAAUGUAAAAAACCAAAAUUUUUUUUUUUUUUUUUUUUUUUGGGGGGGGGGGGGGGGGGGUGGGGGGUUAACAAGUGCCUGGUAAGCCAUGUUUGGGAAGAUGACAAGAAGCUUGCAUAUGGUUUGCCUUUUUAGGAAACUCUCAAGGGGCAGUAGAAACAAGGCAGCAUUUUGACCAGGCGAUGUUAACUAUAGGCAAAAGUUCUACAAACUCCUUAGCUCCUCAGCCAAAACAGCAAAUGAAUUAUAACCUCUGAAAAGUUUUAUAGUGGAAAGUGCACUGUCUCACUGUUAGUAGCUUUAUACAUUGUACUUGAUUUCAGCUAGUUUACAGGCACUCCACUCAAGUAGGUAGAAGCAAGUAUUUCAAAUGUAACAUAACAGGAUUAAAACCCCUCAACUGGCGGGAGGCAACCAGUUGGCUAUUUACAAGCAAGGCUGAGGAUUUGCCAUGCUGCCUUCAUGAUAUACAGUGUAAGCCCAUUUGACAAAAAGACCACUAGACAUUUUGAUAGGAACGGUUUUUAAAGCUGUAUUUGAAGCUGCAAUGGCACCUUUCUACUAUGAUUUAACCCACAUCAAAAUGCAGUAGCAAAGAAUCCUGAAUUGAACUGAAUACAUGGCUUUAUCGCAAUUAUGCCACUAGACAGCCAACCACCUUGCCAAGAACUAAAAAAGGCAAUGAAAUGAACUUAAAAUCUGUGUUUAAAGAUUCUGGGGUAUGCAUUUACUUUUCGGAGAAGAGGUUAUGUUCUUAGCCAUACCUUUUUAUUACUCAAUACCAUCUGUGCUAAAGGUACAUCAUAUGGAUUAAGACUACAGCUAUAAUAAUUAUUGUUGGUUAUAAUAAAAUAGCAUUUUUUUUCACCUUCAGUUGAGUUUAGUUGGAAUUCAGUAAUAUUAUUGUUUGCUUUAAGGUCGCAAAACUGGGUGUUCCAAGGGCAAGGGUGGCUCUAUGCAUAUGUAUGGUCAUGAAUAUUAUGGUGGAAAUGGCAUAGUUGGAGCUCAGGUGAGUAUAAAUACAUGUAUAUAAUUUAUUAACUGUUCAUUGGGGAGCAUCCUACGUAUGGAGCCUAGUGCACUUUUAGAUGCUUCCCUCUCCUCCUACACUAAUUUUUUCAGUGUACCGGUAUAUGUUUAUACUUUUACUUACUGUAUUGGAGAAAACUGUAAUAAAUUUCUGUUUUUUAAUGGUAUUUUCUUUUAGAAGAACCACUCCUUGUUGUUCAGUUACAGUAGCUAUUCUAUUGAUUUGUUUAUGAAUGUGGUUCCAACAACAUUGAGUUGCCAUUUUUAUAGUCUUAAGUUUCUGUUUCAUCCAGACAAAAUAAUUACAAGAGAAACCUUAAAGCAAGUAACACAACCCAUGACACGGCCAGUAUAUGUACCUUAUGCAAGCGCACAGCAAAGCAUAAACUACAGGACGUAGGCUAUCGCUUGGUGUGAGUGAGUGACUUGCUUUAAGGUUUCUCAUUUCAAAUUGUAUUAACAAAUUAUAUGGUUUAAAGUUCACAUGAAGACGGUUAUUUUUGAAACACUUUAAAGGUUCCUCUAGGAGCUGGAAUUGCCCUUGCUCACAAAUACCGAGGGAAUGGUAAAAUUUGCAUUGCUCUUUAUGGAGAUGGUGCUGCAAAUCAAGGCCAGGUAAAGAUACUUUAUAGACGAUUUGAAUUUAUUCAUUUUAGUUUUCAAACAAUUUAACCUCUUGGAGGCGGACAGGGUUUUAAUAGAAGAAGUCUACUACUUAUGAAUCUACUUCAGGGUGAUGUUGGGACUUGAAUUUGUGACUUUUGGAUUGCAAGUCGGAUAUGCCAACAAGCUUCACAGCCUCCCACCUGCCUAGCCAGCAUUCAAAUAAUUGCAUCUAAGUUACAAUGUAAUGCCGAAAAUGUGGCUGUCGCAGUCACUGAAUGUACUGAGUAUUUUAAUGGUCUUAAAUUACACCAGCCCAUAUCAAAAGUGCAUACAUUUUCUAGUUUGAUUUAUAAGGUACACAGAGUUUUGUAGCUUGUAUAAAAUAUUUUGCUGUGUCAGUAGGGGCUUUACUGAUUAAGGACGUCUGGAAAAAAAAACUAAGGUUGAUAUUGUGGACUGACAUGACAUUGUCAAUAUUGAUUUAAAUUAUCAAUAUGGUAGACCAUUGUAUAGCUGUCUUUCUUGUUAUUGAUAACAUAAGGGGUACAGGAAUUUUCAAAAUUUCUAUGGUUAGUCUUGGUCUUGACAGACCUGUUAAAGAUGACCAAUCCUACAAGUGGACAAUUUUUCAAAAAUUUUCUGCCUCUAGACCGAAGCAUUUCAUUUUUGCUUUAAUCAAUUUUCCGGAAAUUUUUAGUGUAAUGGAAAGCACCUUAAAAAAUGCUAAAAAAAUACCUUAUGUGUGGCCAUAGGUGUUUGAAACUUACAAUAUGGCCAAACUGUGGGAUCUGCCCUGCAUCUUUGUUUGUGAAAACAAUGGAUAUGGAAUGGGUACAUCUGUUGAGCGAGCUGCUGCCACCACUGAAUAUCAUACAAGAGGAGAUUUCAUUCCUGGAAUUAAAGUUAGUAAACAAAUUUGACCACUUCUUUCCUUUUCGUCCUUACCUUUAAACAAGCUUCAUACAGAGUGUUGCAGAAUUCUUGAAAAGGUCAUAAAAUUUGCAAAGCACUUUUCCAGUCUGGAAAAUGCUAAAAACCAAAAAAAAGGUACAACAAGUGCUCAGUGUUGGAGUAAAAAAUUUCUCCCGUGGUCAAAUCGUAUACAAUCGCUGAAUGAGAAGUUUCCGCUUAAGUCUCUUAUUUCCUCAUUGCACAGUGCAUCACGAGAAAAUCCUUGGGUCAAUUUGAUAAAGCUUAUACACGUGUAAUUCACAAGAGUGGCUAUUGUUCUCAGACUGUAAAACAAUGGCUACACUUGUAAAUUACACGUGUAAAAGUUUUAUUCAAUUGACCCCUGGUGUCAGCGUUUCAAGGCCCGUUUUGAUCACCUAUUUGAUAGUCUUGAGUCUGGAAAAAGAAAUUGUCGUUUUCUUUUGGAAGAAAGGUGUGGAAAAAUUCUUAAUAUGUUGGUUCCAAAAAUUUGUACGAACCCUGUUUAAAGAUCAGAGAAAACUACUCGCCCACGACUUGUAUUUAAAGAGUUUUGAACAUUUUGACGUUAUUUCUUUGAUUUAUAAGAAGACAGUCAAUUGAAAGUUGUUGUCGGUUUGUUUGACAUUAUUUUUCUCGCUGAACUGAUUCUGGUUUACUCACUGAACAGGUCGAUGGUAUGGACAUUUUAACAGUGAGGGAGGCAACCAAGUUUGCAGCAGAUUUUACAAGAUCAGGAAAGGUACAAAGGACUAGACUAGACUGCUUCAAUCAUGUUCAAACUUUGUCAGAACGAUAAAGACGAUAAAAUAACGGGCAGAAAGAGGUGUACAGAUAAUGGAUAUAAGAGGGUGAGGGUUUGGACCUCGGGGCGGAGUUGCGGAGUUUCCUCGUAUAAAAUUUUGCUGACUAACCUUCCCCUCCGCCCCUCGGAUUUUAAAGUUUGCAAGUGUGUCUUCACCAUCACGUUUUUUGGAGAACGUAAACAAGCAACGUUUCUUUCUGAACUUGGAAAUGGUCCCUCGGAAUUCAACUUCAGGAGGUUCGCCUGCAUUUGACAGAGUAAGUGGGUAGGAAUAAUUGAGAUCAAACCUGAAAGAACGAAAGUUCACUUUUUAAGCGACGUUCUCGAUGACAUCGCGUCAUUGGAUCUUAAAGCUCCCAUUAUGUCGCCCAAUCUGUAUCGACUGAAGGAGUAAAAGAUUAACUAUAUUAAUUUAAAUCCGUUUUUACAUGUAUUUAUUUAUUUACAUACUUUUUUGGCAGGGCCCAAUCGUGAUGGAACUAACGACUUACCGUUAUUACGGGCAUAGCAUGAGCGACCCCGGCACAAGGUAUUUUGAAGAGGCUGUUUCCACAAAAUUGUAUUGUGUUUACACAUAAGGCACUCGAUAUGUAACCGUGUACAUUUUUAUUAGAUAUUUGGCGUUUUCCAGUACCACUUUUAAACAUGAGCGUAGCAGGGAGUCUUAGGUUUCAGUGAAGUGGAUUGCCUCAAAACUAACAGAAAACAUGCGCACGUAGGCUGCCCAAAUUAGUGUCCGAGCACCAGGUCUCGAGCUUGUACUCGGGCUCCGCCACCUUACUCCAAUUGUGACCAAAGGGUGAACAAAGUCUCAGAGUUUCACAGUACUCCUACACGAGCAAGCUUCCCUUGUCAAGGAAAAAAAUGUCCAGUUUUUGAAGUUGCUAGUGUAAUCAGCUUAACUUUAGCACUUAGGUUUAGUUACUCAAUUUGAGUAACCACAAAUUAGCAUAACUGUCAUCCAUGGACAUUACAGUUAGAACGAAGUCUUGUUGUAUCAUAAACAGAGCUACAACAAAAUAUUUCGCAGAACUUCUUAUUUGAAUGUUUUCACUUGAGGAAAUUACUCGGGCCUGGAGGUAUUCACCAAAACUCUGCUGGCUGAAAAAGUCUACAGUUUCUAACGAAAUAUAUUUUGUAUUUGUUCUUUGUUACAGCUACCGGUCACGUGACGAGGUGCAGUCAGUGCGUAAGACACGUGACCCAAUCUCUGGAUUACGUGAAAAACUGCUGGAUUCAGGGCUCGCGGACGUUGAUGACAUAAAGGUAAAAAGAUUGUGUCAUCUAGUGUACAGCACACCGCUCUUUCUGACAAAGAGCAGCGCUCGAAACUUCAGGGUUUUAACCUCUUUUGAGCCGCUUUCUUACUUAAGAAUAUCCUAAAGUAAAACGCUCUCUCGUGUUUGAAUAUUUAUUUUGUGUGUUUGCAAAAGUUCAUUUAAGUUUCAUAUUAAACAGUUAACAAUCGCUUCAUUAAUAUUAUUUGACUUAAUAUCAAAGCGUACAUUUUUUUUGAAAUUGUGCGCUGAUAGUAACAAAAGAAUUUGUAGCACUCAAAGUUUAACAUUUUGCUUUCCUUCAUUGAAAAUUUUAUUUUUACGUUUCUUUUUCAGAGCAUUGAGAACGAAGCUAAGCAAGAGGUAGAGGCAGCCGUGAAGGCUGCCCAAGGUGAUCCCGACCCUACCCUGGACGAUCUCUUCUUGGAUGUGUAUGCUGAUGAUAAUAUGGAUGGGCAUAAGAUACGGGGAUGUGAUAACUGGUCUAGAAAUGUUACCAAUUAAAUACGAGAUUUACUGCCUAUCAUGAGCGAGCUUGCGAGUUUUGCACGUUUGGUAGCUGAUUUAAGCCUUGACUAAACAACAGUAGCAUUCAAGAGAAAACGGUUUUGAUUUUUAUCAAAUUUAAUAGAAAGUUAAGUGAAAUUGAACUUCUUGGGAACCUUCGAGAGUUACUUAGGGUGAGUGAGACAUUUAGGCCAACCAACAGCGAGAUUUGUCUGAAGAAGGGAAUUAGCUGGGAAGCUGCAAUCUAACAAUUCGUUGCUAUUUUAAGGCUGGUUGCCUUACGAUCAAUGUGAUACAUGUUUAAGCGUCCGAUCGUAGUGGCCGUCUCGCUCGUAUGUAAGUAAGGCUCUAUAAUUUUUGAGAUAAAUUUUGACUGUGUGGACAAAGAAAAUAUCUGAGUAGCAAACAAGUUGCUUAGGGAGUAUCGAAGCAUAACAUUUUAUAAAAAUAUCUGACACUAUUAGUUGUUUACUUCUUAGUUAGUGCUUUCGCGUGCAUCUGUAAGCUUAAACACUGAUUUAGCAGGCGAAACACUGUUUAAUUAUAAUGCCAUUUAGAUUUCCUCAAAUUUGAAACCGGAAAAAUAAAGUUCCAGUGAGGGCAGGCACUAGGCUGCGAGCUGUUGUUUAAGUGAAGGUGAAAUGUGUUUGCAAAACACAAAACACGUGUCGAUGCAGAAAUUAUUUUUAUAACCGAUUUGAUUAUUGUUUGUGGUGAUUUUGUGGCAAUCUCGGUGAUCAAUUAAAACGAAUAUCCAAGUGAAUUAUGAUCGCAGCCUGUAUUAAGUACAGAUAUAAAACGUACCCUAAGCGGAGAGUCUGCUAUGCGACGGCAAUUUCUGUUUGAGUUGUAUGUAAUUGUUUACAGACUCUCCGCUUUCCCUACAAAAUUAGGUUAUUUUGUAAAUUUUGAGAAGUGGCGUUUUCUUUCUUUUUAUUGUGAUAAAUGAAAAGAAACGUUUAUGUAGCAAUGUCACUAUAUAUAUUAUUUCUGGAAGUUCAGCAUAACACUCUUUUGUUGCUACAACUAGUAACUUGCAAUGGUUCCAGAACAAGACUCGCGCUGUGUUAUUUAUAGACACAUAUCUAUGGUUUGGUUAGAAUAUAGGGGACAUAUGAGAAUCAGAAUUUUAGAAGAAGCUCUCGACUCAUUGCGUCGCCGCUGUAAACUGUUUAGUGUAAUUUAGGAAAUAAUGGAAAUAAAAGAGACUAGUCUGUUUCACGUAAAAA
Porites evermanni is the source of this 11961-nucleotide messenger RNA. NCBI's taxonomy places the organism in Eukaryota, Metazoa, Cnidaria, Anthozoa, Scleractinia, Poritidae. The record is from the annotation of a GenBank genome assembly.